AUGUCGUGCUGCAAUGCUAGAAAGGUCAACCCGAAUACCGUGCGCGACAAGUGGCGGGAGCUGUGCUACGGUGAGAAACGGCGUGGGAAGUUUUCGCAAGCGGAGGACUGGAGGAUGCGCAUGGCCAUCUGCCACACAACCAACAGCUUGCUCCCGACAAAAGACAUACCCUGGACAAAGGUUCAGAAAUGGAUGCCACACCGGGGUUACAAGAUGUUGAUGAAACGCUGGUACAACGACCUCAUGCCACGCUUGACCGCCUACAAGGACAAGUAUGGGAUGCCUGUUGAGCCAGAUGUCUUCGUGCGACACCUCCUGCGUAAGCUUCGAAAGGAGGACUAUGACGAUCCGAGGGAAGUGGAGUGGACCCAUGUGAACACAUGGUGGUCGGCCGGCAUGAAUCGCACGAAGUGGCGGCAGCUCUCCUCACGAGUUCCUGACGAGCUUCGGUUCGCCGGCAUGCAGCAACAGGUUCAGUGGUGGUACGAGGUCAACCAGUGCAAGUCUCAUCGGAAGCGGGACAAGAAACUGCUCGCGGCUGAGAUCUUGCGCAAGGCCUUUUUGCUUGGACCAGCUGUUCUGACUCCCUUUCUGACUCUGGGACCGCCUCGGGGCAUCCAGAGGCUCAAGACCAUCGUCUCGGCAGAGGAGGCGGAGGCAUCCUCUUGA
Molecule: messenger RNA, 669 nt
Organism: Symbiodinium natans
Lineage: Eukaryota; Dinophyceae; Suessiales; Symbiodiniaceae
Source: the annotation of a GenBank genome assembly